AUGCACCAUGCCACGGAGCUGAAGAUGGCGGUUCCCAAAAGAAAACUGGUUCUCUGGAUAUUAUGUGUUGUGAACAUUUGCUCCUUCAUGUUCUUUGCAGGGAUACAUGGUGAUGUUCCUGAUGAUGUUGUCUACACUGAGCUACACAAAGAUGUAAGAAUAGGGGACAGAGCAGUCCUGACAUGUCGGUUUAGAGGUUUACCAUUGGCUGUCUACUGGAAGAAAGGAUAUGACCCUAGACGGUCACCAAACCUUGUCUCAUGGAUCCCAACUGAUGACGUCAACGGUGUGAAUAGGUGUGUCACUGCUCAUUCAUCCGUUAAAGUGGAGACGACCAGUGUCACUUACGAACUAGCAAAGGAUACCUUUACUUCUUCAAGAAAUGUGGAUAUCAGUGAUCUGCAAAGUGUUUUCAAAACCCAAGACAAGGAAACGAACCAAGCCCAACCAGACUUGACAACCAACCUUGAAGUCGCAGAACAAGGCAAGAUUGGGAUGUCAGUUUGGGCACUCAGAACGAUAACUGUUCAGCGGCAUACAAAGCAAAAUGUCAUUUCUGAGACGUCAGUGACAGAAGAAUAUUUCCCUUUGGUGACUUUCGUCAGAUUGGGCAGGGCACCACUGUCUAAGUCCAAGCUGAUAAACGAUAUUCUCAGGGAUGAUGGUCAUGACACCUUCUUCCACAAAGAUUGCAUUAACGGUACCAUACCCAGAAGGAUUAGUGAUGGUCUUGUCGAAUGUUCUUGGUUUAUUACAAUAGGUGAAAGGAAAGAUCAUCUACCAGACACAACAAUGGUACUAAACUUAAGAGGCGAUGCCUCAUUAAUGAAGAAACAGAUGCAGAUUUUGAAGGAAAUAUCCUCUGUGAUAUUUGUGACAGCCUCUGAUCAAGAUCUGGCAAAACCCCAAAACACCAACACAUUUCGAGAGAUUUUACAAACUAAUGCUAAAAUUAUCCUCCUUUUGAUCUGUGGAAAACACGAACAGGGUACACUGGCUUGUUUUGAGGCAAUUGGAAAGGAUUUUCUGAAAAAUGUCAGUAUCAUUUUAUCCAGAACCAGAAAAGGUAUUGAGAAAAAUGCCAGUGAGCUCAAGUCUGAGUCUAGAGAAAAGUUGACAGAAGCAAUCAGUGGGUGUCCCGGUACAGUGGUAAAUGAUUUCGCUCAACGUGCGAGGGAAUUGGGGAUCAUCAUAGAUGAGUAUGACAAAGCUUGCCUUGAAGGUAAGGAUCUUGCAGAAAAGAUUGUCAGCAAAUUGAAAGGUAAAGAAAUCAUUGACUGUAAACGUCUCUUACUUCCGCUGCAAGGUGCUGAAUGGACUGAAUACUGCAAGCUGCUAAAGAUGCACCACAGAACAAGUGGGCAGGGCUCACAGUCGACAUCAGCAAAAAAUGUUCAUGUAGUGAAACAGAAGAUGGACCGUCUCCGUGAAAAACAGGUAGAUAUAUGCAGGAACAGACUAACUCCCUUCAUCAAAGACUUUAUGUCAAAUCUGCAAAAGAACUUAGAUGUCGUUAUGUAUUUCUUGAAGUGGAUGGACCUCUUAUUAAAAGAAAUAUCGAAAGCCAACUUGUCAGAACUACACAGGCAGUAUAACACAACAUGGAGGAAAUUUCAGGAGGCAAAGAUGCAACAGAAGAAUACAGAAGUACAGCACUUGAUAUCACAAGUGAAUGAUGCAGAGAAUCGACUUGCCAGUGCAUCACUUGGACUAGAAAAUCUUUUCAGGGAAAUAGGACAGAUCUACGAAGCGGUGAAAGGAGACUGCAAAGUAGGAAAAGACACUUGGACAGAUGUGGAGUAUCUGCCAGAAAUAGCUGCCAAACUACUGUUAAAUGGUAUUCCAUUUGAGUUAGUAGAUGGAGAUACAUCAGUUAUUCCUAUCGUAUGGGUUAGCGCAGUGUUGAGUCAGCUUGGAAACAUUAUUGGCAAAAAGAGACUCUUCGUUCUUUCGGUCUUGGGCAUCCAGAGCUCUGGGAAAUCUACUCUUCUAAACACAAUGUUUGGAUUGCAGUUCGCCGUGAGUGCAGGCAGAUGCACAAGGGGAGCAAACAUGCAACUCAUCCCUGUAGAGGAGAACGCUGAUCUGCCAUUCGAUUAUGUUGCUGUUGUGGAUACAGAGGGGCUUCGUGCACCAGAACUAAUGCAACUAAGUUACGAGCAUGAUAAUGAACUUGCAACCCUCGUAAUCGGUCUAGGUGAUGUAACCAUGAUUAACAUCAAAAGAGAAAACACAAACCAAAUGAAAGACAUUAUGCAGAUUGCAGUGCAUGCCUUUUUAAGGAUGGAUCUUGCAAGAAAACACAUCCGAGAUCCCCAAACCUGCCUAUUUCUUCAUCAGAAUACCCCAGCAGCUCGUGCAGAGGAAGUGAUGAUGCAUGUUAAGGAAAACCUAGACAAUAUGACAAAAGACGCAGCCCUAUGUGAGAACAUUAAGUCAAUUCAACUUUUCUCCCAGAUUAUCAACUUUGAUAUCCGAAAACAUGUAUGUUUCUUUUCUGAUCUAUGGUAUGGCAAUCCACCCAUGGCCCGUGCAAAUUCAGCUUACAGUGAAAACGUAGGUGCACUAAGGUCAAACAUGUUGGGAGAUAUUGCAAAGACACAGAGAACAUUUCUAACAACUGCAGGUCUUUCCUCUCGCCUUGCUAGUCUAUGGAAUAGGAUCCUUGAUGAUGACUUUGUAUUCAGAUUCCGCAACAGUCUUGAGGUGAAAGCCUACAAUUGCUUGAAAUCCAAAUACUACACUUUGGAAUGGCAAUUGCAAAACAAAUUGAAAUCUUGGUUACCCACCGCUGAGCGCAAGAUGAAGAUAUGUGACACUAUUGAAUGCCUCGAGAAAACCCAUAAGUCCUUCGUAGUCGGGCUCGACAAAGUUCUGAGAGGAAAGGCUGAGGAAAUAGAGACACAGUUGAUGGAUUACUUCAAACGCAACAACCUACAGGGAAUAGUUAAGCAGUGGCAGCAGUCUGAGCUGAAGCAAUUGACCUGUGCUGUUGAGCAACAACAAAAAGAGGGCAGGACAUAUCUUUUGUCAAUCAAGGAAGCACGCCAAGUAGAACUAGUGCAGACUCAGAAGUGGUCAAAGCAUCAGACAGACAUCCUGAACAAAGCAGUUGAACUGGCAGACAAACUGGAAGGCGAAGAAGCGACUGUUGAAGUUGAAAAAGCUUUUGAUAUCAUGUGGAUGUCAAUGGUGCGCGACAUUGCAACGACCACAGACGAGAAACUGAAGAUGGAUGUUGUGAUUGAGGGGAUUCUUCAUAAACGAUUUCAUGCACAUAGAGCUAUUCUUAGGGAUGAGUUGAAGCGUCAUCCUCUAAAGAAUCCACUUAAGGAGACUUCCUUGGAAAGCAGCAUCACUGCAGAUGAUGAAAGGAAGGAACACAUUAAGUUAAAAGGAUUAACCAUCAUGAAACGUACAAAUAUCCAGGCUGUUGCCAUUAACAUACAAUCACAGGCCAGACACAAGAUAAUGGAAGAGACAGUGCUCUUCCUGAUUCAUCGAUGGUGA
This is a messenger RNA of Lytechinus variegatus (green sea urchin), 3510 nucleotides long. RefSeq names its product interferon-induced very large GTPase 1-like. Bases 1 to 3510 code for a protein of 1169 amino acids. The record is from RefSeq and is a predicted model, not a curated record. NCBI's taxonomy places the organism in Eukaryota, Metazoa, Echinodermata, Echinoidea, Temnopleuroida, Toxopneustidae. The transcript has 5 exons. Gene Ontology annotation, molecular function: GTP binding.